Molecule: messenger RNA, 915 nt
Organism: Notothenia coriiceps (black rockcod)
Lineage: Eukaryota; Metazoa; Chordata; Actinopteri; Perciformes; Nototheniidae
Product: melatonin receptor type 1A-like
Exons: 1
Biological process (GO): G protein-coupled receptor signaling pathway
Cellular component (GO): plasma membrane
Molecular function (GO): melatonin receptor activity
Source: RefSeq, a predicted model, not a curated record
GAAACGCCUUCGUGGUGAGUCUAGCUUUCGCUGACCUGGUCGUCGCCAUCUACCCGUACCCGCUAGUCCUCUUUGCCAUCUUUAACGACGGCUGGAUCGCGGGAAACAUCCACUGUCAGAUCAGCGGCUUCCUGAUGGGCCUCAGCGUCAUCGGAUCCAUCUUCAACAUCACGGGAAUCGCCAUCAACCGCUACUGCUACAUCUGCCACAGCCUCAAGUACGACAGGAUCUUCUCCAACAGGAACACCAUGUGCUACGUGGUGCUAGUUUGGGCGCUCACCAUUAUCGCCAUCGCGCCCAACUGGUUUGUGGAAUCGCUGAAAUACGACCCGCGCGUUUACUCCUGUACUUUCGCCCAAUCCGUAAGCUCUUUUUACACCAUUACGGUUGUGGUGGUGCACUUCAUUCUGCCCAUUAGCAUCGUGAGCUACUGCUACCUGCGCAUCUGGAUCCUCGUCAUCCAGGUGAGGCGGAGGGUGAAGCCGGACACGCGACUGAAGAUCAAACCGCACGACUUACGCAACUUCCUCACGAUGUUCGUAGUGUUCGUGCUCUUCGCCGUUUGCUGGGCGCCGCUCAAUUUCAUCGGAUUAGCGGUGGCGUUGGACUCCCGUUUGGGCGAAGCGAUACCGGAGUGGCUGUUCACGGCGAGCUACUUCAUGGCGUACUUUAACAGCUGCUUAAACGCUGUCGUCUACGGAGCCCUGAACCACAACUUCAGGAAGGAGUACAAGAGGAUCGUCAUGAUCGUCUUCAAGUUUCACUGCUGAGACGAGAUGCAGAGGGGAAAGAUAAGGUGGCUGACAGGACAGGUGCAAACAGGCUACAAGACCCAGAACACACUGCAGCUCCAAAAACGAUGCAAAUAUGAAAUCACAAAUGUGCCAAAACACAUGAAGACACAUCUUCAGCAAC